Molecule: messenger RNA, 2042 nt
Organism: Hipposideros armiger (great roundleaf bat)
Lineage: Eukaryota; Metazoa; Chordata; Mammalia; Chiroptera; Hipposideridae
Gene: H1-7
Product: H1.7 linker histone
Exons: 2
Coding region: 1-897 (298 amino acids)
Source: RefSeq, a predicted model, not a curated record
AUGAGGAUGCAACCCGAGAGAGUGAGGCAAACAAAAGCCUUCCUGCCAGGAGGCGGCCUCGGCCUUAGGUCAUAUAGCAGGGUGGGUGCGGCCCCAGACGAGCGGCCCCGCGGAGUGGGGAGCAGGGCCAUGGCCGAGGCGGCCCAACCCAGUGGCGAAUCCCGAGGCGCGGAAGUGCAAACCCAGCAGCCCACGGAAAAAUCUCUCCGGCGACCGCCGAGGCGGAGCCCGCGCUCCGUGCUGAAAGUGUCCCAGGUAUUGCUCAGAGCCAUCACCGCGCACAAAGGGCUGACUCUGGCCGCUCUCAAGAAGGAGCUGGGAAACGCUGGCUACCAAGUGCGCAGGAAGCGCUGCCGCCACUCGGGCGAAGCGCCCAAGUCUGAUAUUAAGGGCACACUCAUCCGGGUCAGCGGCAGCGACGCCGACGGCUAUUUCAAGGUUUGGAAGAUUCCGAGGCCGAAGAGAAAGCCUGGACGCCCAAGGCUGGAGGCGGGCGUCCGCUCCCGGAGGAGGAGCCCUGCAGGGCCGCGGGGCCCACGGAAGCCCCGAGUUCGUCGCAGGGCAACCAAGAAGGCCAGGGAAGUACGGGGACGGAGCGCGAGGGCGAAUGCCACGGCGAGAAGGCCAAGGCCAAGAGCCAAGGACCCGGUGCGUUCCAGAGCCAAGCAGGAAAAGAGGGCCAAGACGAUGGACGAGGGGAGAGGCCGGACCACGAAGGAAGACAGGCCUACGACCCGAGAGGAGAAGCAGCCAAGGGAAGAGAAGCAUGGCCCUGAGAAGCUGGUAAAACGGACCAUCAAGAAGUCAACCUCAGUUAAAACCGACCCAAAGGCUACGUGCACAAAGACUUGCACGAACUCUGAAAGUCCUCAGAAUGCAGCCACCGGGAAUCCGUAGUGUGGGAGCAGUUCCUCUUCCAACAGGCUUUUCCCCAUAAGGCUCCAAUUAGAGCAGCUCUCACAAUUAUUGCAACGGACAGGCUGGCUAUUCACAAGACCUUUCCACUACCACGUUGUAUCUGUUUCUUCUUUGCCGCACUUGGAAAGGGGGGGCGGGGGAGGGGGGAAGGGAGGAGGAAGAGGAGUGUUGAGGCCUAUAGCAGGGGCAUGUGGGGUGGAGAAAAGGGAGUUGAAAUUCUUCCUGCUGCAGGACCUAGGAAAAUGCCUUUCAGAAGGAAAGAAGAAAACAGGUAGAAAAUCAGCAACUUCACAGAAUUAGACAGAAGUGUUGAAUUAAUGUUAGACACCCCCAACAAAUCCAAAAUGAGUUUUGGGGUGAAGGGCAUGUAAGGAGAGAAGUGGGGGCAUCACUGGGAAAAGAGAAGAGUAGACAGCCCUUAAGCUGAAUGGUCCCACUGGCCCAAAGUGUUCUUACCAGAAAUUCCUUCUAGGAAAAAGUUCCUUCUCCAGAAUUGAUUGUAAUGUAAUGGGUUUGUAGUUCUUGCCCUGACUUGAUAAUCUUAAAAAAAAGUGGUUUAUAUGUUAAUCAUCAGUUAAAUGAGAGUGUGUGUGAAGUACCUGGUACAGGGCUUGGCAUAAGGUAGGUGCUCAUUCCUGAGAAUUAAAUCUGAGUAUGAAUAAUUCACGAUGGAGUGAUAAUACCCUAGAACAGAAAAAAAACUACUGGAUCAGAGAUUCUAGUCAAAAUGAGAGCAGGAUUCUAGUCAAAAUUCUGGUACUGUGACUGUAGCUGUUAUUACAUUCAUGGUCUUUGCUUCUUUCCAUGAAAAAAAGUUGGGGGUUGGGCUAGGAUGAUUUUAAGUGAUUUGAGUGUCAGUAACAUGAUAAGAGGGACUUAACUAUCAUGAGAUAUGCUUUGAUUGAUAAAAUUCAAUAAUGGAAUUAUCAACUGGGUAAGUACCAACUCCUAGAAAAUAAACUAUUAAGAUUUACAGAAUGCAUAUCACAAUUAUAAGUAGAUGGAGAAGAUUAGAUAAUGAUUGUCUUAAAAAACAUGUGUUGAGCACUAUAAGGUUGGGCGAUUAAAUUUGCGAACUCAUCCUAGAAAAAGUGCUACAUACCUCAUUGCUGAAUAUCACUAUA